AUGUCUGUUAAUUCUAGUACACUUUCCACGUCACUUUCCUCAGGACAAUCUAUUAAUAAAAAUGAAACUGAAAAAAGAAAAAAAAAAGUAGAUUUGUUUUUAGGAAAAACGAUUCAAGAUAUGAUUGAUUUAAUAAAUGAUAGUGGUUUUAUUAAUGAAUGUGAUAUAAAAUUAAAAAAGAUAGAUUCUAAAAAAGUAAUAACUUUUAAAAUUAGUGUUAGUAGUGGAAAAUUACACAAAUGUGAAAAAUAUCCAUGUGACUGUCAAGGUAAUUCAACGCGAUAUGUUACAAGUGAUGGAACUUCAUUACUUUCCUCAAGUUCUAACUCAAUCUCAUCGUCGCAGAGUGAAAGUAAUUCUCGAAGUAGGCUUACAAAUACUUCAAUAAGUGAUUGUAAAUGUGGAUGUGCUAAUGGAAAAAAUGUCACAUCCUACACUUCAACAGAUACUUCAGACUUUAACUCUGAUAUUUUUUCUGCAACGACUGAGUCUUCGGGAGGAUCAUCUCUUUGUAGUAGUACAACUAACAGUUAUAUAUGUAAUAGUGGUAAAGUAGGAAAAUAA
This is a messenger RNA of Strongyloides ratti, 564 nucleotides long. RefSeq lists its product as hypothetical. The transcript has a single exon. The record is from RefSeq and is a predicted model, not a curated record. NCBI's taxonomy places the organism in Eukaryota, Metazoa, Nematoda, Chromadorea, Rhabditida, Strongyloididae. The coding region runs from base 1 to 564 and encodes 187 amino acids.